AUGGCGAUAGAGCGGCGCCGCGAGGCGGGCGGCGGGGGCCGGCCGCUGCCCGAGGAGAACGGCUCCGUGCCGGGCGCCACCGCUCCCCCCCCGGGGCAGCCCCCCGCCGGGGCCGCCGAGAUCCAGGCGGUGCCGCCGCCCGCCGCCUCUUGCAGCCCUCUGCUGCUCGACUACGACGGCUCGGUGCUGCCCUUCCUCGGGGGGCUGGGCGGCGGGUACCAGCGCACCCUGGUGCUGCUCACCUGGGUGCCGGCCCUCUUCAUCGGCUUCAGCAAGUUCUCGGACUCUUUCCUGCUGGAUCAGCCGGACUUCUGGUGCCAGCAGGCCGACGGGCAGGGCAACUGGAGCGUGGCUCCCGGCCACGGCAACCGCAGCGGCAACGGCAGCAUCUUCCCCCCGGCCGCUCUGCCCACCCCCGUUGUGGGAAACGCCAGCGAGUGCGAUUGCCACGAGUGGCACUACCGCAUCCGGGCCGGCCUCGUCCAGAACGUCGUCAGCAAGUGGGAUCUUGUUUGUGAUUCUGCCUGGAAAGUCCACAUUGCAAAAUUCUCCCUACUUGUAGGAUUAAUCUUCGGCCACUUGAUAACAGGAUGUAUAGCUGACUGGGUUGGUCGACGGCCCAUACUGCUCUUCUCUGUCAUAUUCAUUUUGAUAUUUGGACUGUCUGUGGCACUCUCAGUGAAUGUGACAAUGUUCAGCACACUCAGGUUUUUUGAGGGGUUUUGCCUGGCUGGAAUAGUCCUCUCCCUGUACGCACUGCGGAUAGAGCUCUGCCCUCCUUCACACCGGUUCAUGAUCACCAUGGUGGCGAGCUUCAUUGAGAUGGCAGGACAGUUCCUGAUGCCUGGGCUGGCUGCUCUCUGCAGGGACUGGCAGGUCCUCCAAGCCGUCAUCAUCUGUCCCUUCCUGCUGAUGCUGCUCUACUGGGUUAUUUUCCCAGAGUCCCUACGGUGGCUGAUGGCUACGCAGCAGUUUGAGGCAUCCAAGGAACUUAUCCUGCAGCUCACUCACAAGAACAGGAUGAACGCAGAAAGCGACAUCAAAGGAGUGGUGCCUGGACAUAGGAUGGAUGAAUCAGUGCAUAGGAUGGACGAUGCUGUGGGAAUGAAGCUGUUGUCUGUUCCUCAUUUGUUGCAGAAUUUGGAAGAGCUGGAAAAGGAGAUCAGUAGGAGAUCGAAGAAAGUCUGCAUUAUCAAAGUGGUGGGAACCAGGAACCUGUGGAAAAACAUUGUGGUAUUGUGUGUGAACUCGCUGACUGGCUACGGCAUUCACCACUGUUUUGCAAAAAGCAUGAUGGGGCACGAAGCAAAGAUGACGAUUACCCAGAACUUCUAUGCAGACUACUAUACCAUGGCUGGGAUUGCGCUGGCAUCCUGCCUGGCCAUGUGCCCCGUGGUUGGGUUCCUGGGGAGGAGAGGAGGGCUCCUGCUCUUCAUGAUCCUUACAGCUCUGGCAUCGCUUCUUCAGCUGGGCCUUCUGAACUUGAUUGGAAAAUACAGUCAACUUCCAGACUCAGGUAUGAGUGACAGUGUCAAAGACAAGUUCUCCACCGCGUUUUCCAUUGUGGGGAUGUUUUCUUCGCAUGCCGUUGGAAGUCUCAGCGUAUUCUUCUGUGCUGAAAUCACACCCACAGUAAUAAGGGGCGGAGGGCUGGGGCUGGUCCUGGCCAGUGCGGGUUUUGGCCGCCUGACCGCCCCCAUCAUGGAGCUGCACAACCAGAAAGGCUACUUCCUGCACCACGUCAUCUUUGCCUGCUGUACGCUCAUCUGCAUCAUCUGCAUCCUGCUGCUGCCGGAGAGCAAGAAUCAGAACCUGCCUGAGAACAUCCCAGAUGGGGAGCACUACACCAGGCAGCCCCUCCUGCCUCACAAGAAGGGCGAGCAGCCCCUGCUCCUGACAAACUCUGAACUCAAGGACUACUCGGGCCUUCACGACUCAGCAACUGUGAGCGAUGGCAUCUCUGAGAACACCACUGCCAACGGGAUGAAGUCUAUGUAACUGGGUGGAUUUUCUCUUUUUUUGUUUGUUUGUUUCUUUGGUGUUUGUUUUGUCUUGGUUUUUUUUUUUCCCCCCUUCUCCCAUUCCUUUUGUAUUUUAUUUGAUGCCGUUGUGCAGGAGGAACAGCACUUUGGGCAAAGGUGUUUUGCACAGGUUUUACGAACCAGUGAUGGAGCAGAUGCAGACUUGGGGGAAUUCAACUCUGUUGCUGAAACAACUUGUAGGAAUCAACUGUUGUGCAGAUCGCUCUUGAAAAAAUUAUGGGGGAAAAUACUCAUCUGAGAAAAGACCUGGCUGGAGGUAGCCCUUCAGAACUCUUUUUUCCUGCCAUUAAAUAUGUAUAUUUAUUUUGAUUUAUUCUCAAGAAGCACUUUAUUUCCUUUUCCUUUCAUAGAUCACAAAAAUGAAGCCAUCUUAUUAUAAGAGGUGCAGCCAUUCCAAGAAAGAAACCAUGGGGGGGGAGGGGUUGUUUUUUGUUUUGUUUUUGUGUUCCUUUAAAGGAAGGAGGUAUCACUGCAAAGUUGAAUCGACUGAAACUUUGACUUGUGCGACAUUCUUCUGCCUGUGUAGAAAGGCAAAGUGCCCAGGUUGCCUGCUGUGUUUGUAUACACCAAAAAAAAAAAAAAAAGAAGAAACAAAGCAAAACCUGUUGUGACUCAAAUUCUGACUGCAUUUUAGGCAGCUUGUAGGUUUUUUUUUAUAGCCCAUGUACAUUUAAAAGUUACUUUCUAAAUUAGUACGGGUUAGUUUUUUUUCCACCAAAUGCAUUGAAGAAAAUCCUACCCAAACAGGCUGAUUUUUCAGUAAGAAUCAGCUUUACACAUUUUAAGUCUGUUAGCCUAUUUUAGACUGUUCCUGCUGGUGUUUAAUACUAACGCAGAUGUAAAUGAUUUGACCAAUGAUGCAAAAAUUAGUUUUGCCAAGAAUGGCUUUAAUUACUGGGAGGUCCUGAAUCUACAACUGACUGCUCCAGAAGAGCAUAGACCAGCAGUAACAAAAAGCAAGGAGUGUUGGCUACAGUCUGUACUUUUAUUUCCCAAGGCAGUGUGGCUGCGAUUGCCGCUCCUGGGAAAUGAGCGUUCUGGCAUUGCCCUGCCUGUGUUUAGAACCAGAGGUUUUGUUACCAAUUUAAGGGGACAGAGUGUUUAAGUGACUAUCAAAAAGGAAAGAAUGGAUAGCCUGUGAAUGAUUUAAUGUCUGUUGGCCAUCUUGGGAGUUCUUGAAAUGUUUAGUGGUUCUGAUCCAUGAAUACAUUGUGAGCCCACCUGUACUUCCCCCCUUUCCCAACUGCUUUUGUAGGAUUUUCUUCCAGGAAAAAAAGAAAAAAAAAAAAGAAAAAUAAGAAUUGGGUCAAUCCCACUCUGCUACACUAAAGAAAGUGAACAUCCAAAUUGUCACGUACUGUAUGGAUAGCACGUCCAUCACGGCCACUUGACGUCCUUCCUCCGGACUCCAAACCAACUCCUUGCAUUGGCCAUCGGCUUUUGAUUCUCGCUGUGUGAUGACUGUGAGGAUCCAGUUCAAUGCAAAGACACUGUAAACAAACAGCUUUCUUGCAUUGUCAUUAACCUCUCUCCUCCCUCUUUUCCACUCAGGCCAUCCAUUUGUGAUUGCGCAGUAGUGCAGACGUUUGAACAAACAGAGCAGCAGGAUGUUGAUGUUGUAUUGCGUGUCCAUAUGAUUGCCACUUUGUUUGAUGUACAUCUUGCGUUUGCAAGCACGGAAAGCAUUUGUUUGCGCUUUCCUCCUCUACCUGCCCUCCCCCUUCCUCCUUUGCUGUAUAUAUAUUGUCUACUAACUACUGAACCUAACAAUUUCCAUCCCCCACUAGGCUGCUGAUGUCCUCUUCCAGUCCCCAGUAAAUCAGAGAGGUGCUGCCACAGCAGGCACUGAGGUGCACAGCACAGCUCAGAUAACUGCCGAGCAGGAGGACAGGUAGACCUGCAGAAGCGACAAUUUGUCGUGUUCAGAAUAGCAAUGUUGUCCUAAAGCUACUAAUUUUUGUACAGAGGAUGUGGACAUUUGGGUUCUUCCUGAGCCCGGUACAAAACACUGGACCAAUUGAUGCUGAUUUUGCCCAAAAUUACACUACUGUUUUUUCAUCUUUGCUGGACUUGCUGUGACGGCAAGAGCCUGAUCUUCCUUACACCAAAGUUUUAUUGCCCAGCUUGAGAGUGGCCGUUUCCCUCUUUCUGUUCUGUGCUGACUUCCACGAUCUGUGCUCACCUAAGGAAAACCCAAGGCCUUUCAAGUCCGCACAGUAUCCACGUGCCAAAUUUGUGCAAUACCUCUCACCUUCAGCAUAAGAAUUCUGUGGCAAGCCACACGCACUGGGGGGAAGAAGUGGGUUCACAAGGGAAAUUGAGGAGGCAGAACAAGUUUGAAGGGAAUAGCAAAGGUCUCUGUGUGUGCACUCAAGCUGCGGUACGGCUCUUGGAGCCCCUUCCCACAGCUGGCUGCUUCCAGCACUGUCAGCGGUCCCGGUGUGCUCACCGCUGGUGUCCACAGCGCUUUAUCGUUUCCUAUCGUGGUGUUUGCUCUCUGAGGACAGGCAGGCCCAGGGAAGAGAAUGCUCGUUUAAACAUAUCAACGUUUAUGUAAUGAACACAAGGUGACAGGAAUAUUUGGCGCUUUUUGUUGUUAGUUCUUUAAAAAGUGAUGUGAAUUACUGCAGGCUUUUUUUGUUUGCCUGUAAACAGAUACUCGGUACUGAUCUAAAACGUGGGGAGUCCCAGCUUCUCAGGCCAGUUUGGCCCUCCGCCUCCAUCACGAUAAUAGAACACAAGAUCGGUAGCUCAUUUUGCACCUUCUCCUGAAAGGAUGAACAGUUCUGUGUGCUUUCUUCUGUUUUUGUUUCCUUCUCCCCACACUCGUGUAGCUGGAAGGCUUUUCUUAAGCUUCUGGUGUGGGAGAGCUCGGCGGAGCAGUGGCGUGCCACAGGCAGGCACUCGGUGCCUCAUCGCUCAGCUGUGGGCUCCUCCUCCUGCUCCUCUGCAGCCACGGCCAGGAGCUGCUCUUCUGCAACAGCUGUUUCUGGCCACCACAGUGCAGGAAGCGCUCCGAGUUGUCCUGUCCACGUCAGCCCUUUUCUGCGAGCCUUUGGUAACCCCUAAGCCCAUCCAUGGAUUUUUUUCUUCUGGCUUACCAUUCAAGGGCUUUCUUCCUUCUUUCCCGUUUUAAAGAAAAACGUGAAAGUGGCAUUAUGCUUCAUCUUUGUUGUCUUUCCUUUUAAGGUUUCCGUAAUGCUUGUGUCUGACACAAGCAGUGCCUGACACAUUGCAGACAGAUACAGCAUGGAGAAAGCUGUCAUCUGUUUGGAGGUGUUUUCUGGCACCUGUGAGCGGGUUCUGUCUGAUUUACCUUGCAAUUUCGGUGAGCACGCUUGUUGUAUGGUUGUUGGUUUUGUUUUGUUUUGCUUUAAUGGAAGUAUUUUGCUUAACUGUUGCCACUUCCUGGAGCCAAACACUAAAGGUCACCAAAUUGGAAGCAGAAGUGCCAUUAAAUGAACUCUGUGAAUGUGAAGUCAAGUUGCGCCUGUAGCUGGCACAUAAGACAACACUAUUAAGUGUGGGAUCAUCUCCCCCACUGUAACUUUUUUUAAGAAAAAUGACAAACCUCAUUUUAAAUGUAUUGUGUAAAAUGUUUUGGGAAAGGAGUAACAGUGUGUGAUGUGUGUGGGUGAGACUUCCCUCCCCAUUGCGGUUUCUGAUGAAAUUUUAAAGAAUCGUGUUACUGUAUGUUUUGAUCAUGAAUAGUCUGGUGGUGCUUCCUCAUAGCACAAGCUUAAAUCGAGUACUGAAAACAGUCUUACAAGCUAAGUGUCUGCAUGAUGUUACAUCCGUUGUACCUACUGAGAAACUUUGUAUGUAAAUGUACAGAAUAAAAAGAUGUUGUCCCAUC
This is a messenger RNA of Centrocercus urophasianus (Greater sage-grouse), 5898 nucleotides long. It is a transcript of the gene SLC22A23, whose product is annotated as solute carrier family 22 member 23. Gene Ontology annotation, cellular component: membrane. The record is from RefSeq and is a predicted model, not a curated record. Bases 1 to 1998 code for a protein of 665 amino acids. NCBI's taxonomy places the organism in Eukaryota, Metazoa, Chordata, Aves, Galliformes, Phasianidae. Gene Ontology annotation, molecular function: transmembrane transporter activity. Gene Ontology annotation, biological process: transmembrane transport. The transcript is spliced from 11 exons.